This is a messenger RNA of Athalia rosae (coleseed sawfly), 3858 nucleotides long. RefSeq names its product mucin-5AC. Gene Ontology annotation, biological process: rhabdomere development. NCBI's taxonomy places the organism in Eukaryota, Metazoa, Arthropoda, Insecta, Hymenoptera, Athaliidae. Gene Ontology annotation, cellular component: plasma membrane; stereocilium tip; stereocilia ankle link complex. Gene Ontology annotation, molecular function: protein binding. The transcript has 14 exons. Bases 469 to 3318 code for a protein of 949 amino acids. The record is from RefSeq and is a predicted model, not a curated record.
AAGGCAAAGCCGGUCGUUUCAACUUCUAACUACUCCCCUCCGAUGUAUAGUCGACCAACUGCGCCGCUGCCAUACCGCUGACGGGAGUUCGAACCGAUUCGGGACUUCAGUCUACUCAGGUUGACGAUUUCAACUGGACGACGACCGAAGCGAUAAGAACGAUUCUAUUAACACUGGAACGUUACGCGUAUAUCCGCGCUCUUCGUAUCCGCAGUGAAUUUGAUUUCCGAUAAUAAUAAUCCCUACGGGAAUCUCAAAGAGGACAUUACCGUUUACGGUACUCCCUUAUCGCGCCGGAUCAAAUGUGUGAAGAUUGGUGAAAAAAAUAUUUGAAAAAACAAUCGAUCGAAUCGAAUAAAAAAAAUUAAAAAACCAACCGUAUCUCAAUUCAAAUUAAAGGAUAAACGAAUAAAUUUUGAUAAAUAAAUAAGUGAAGCAAGAAGAGAUCGCGAUAUAUGGAACCACCCCAUGGAUAGUAACAUGUCUACAGCCUUCGCGCAUCGGGGCAGCAGCGGGUCAGCGAGCACUUCGAGCAGCGGAACCGGAACUGGAACUGGUUCCGGAGGGCGAGUUGCAGUAGUUGGCGUCACAAGGAGCGUCCGGUUGAGAAAACGGGGUUCAUCUGGGUUCGGAUUCUCGCUGCGUGGAGGCCGUGAACAUGCCGCUGGCUUCUUUGUCAGCGAAGUACAGCCCGGCGGAGAAGCUCAGAGAAAUGGCCUCAGGGUUGGUGACCAGAUAAUACGGGUGAAUGGAUACCCGGUCGAGGAUGCCGUACACCAGGAGGUCGCUCUUUUGGCAAGGACGCAGCAAGUUCUCGUGUUGAAAAUUCGAAGCGUUGGGAUGAUACCGGUUAAAGACAAUCCAAACGACCCUGUCACGUGGCACAUGGUUCAACAACAAUGUGAGAACGGUUCAAGCAUCCUUCCGUUGAGUACAGAAAUCCGAGUGCGAGUUCUGGUUGGAUCUAAGGGGCGUCUCGGUUGCGGUGUUUGCAGAGGUCCCAGCCCAGGACUCACAGUACAGAAUACAAGGGAGGGAGGACCGGCACGAGCGGCAGGCUUGCGCCCGGGCGACGUUAUCGUGAAAUGCAACGGUCAUCGUCUCACGGAAUUGCCGUUUGAAAAAGCCGUCGAAGUGAUGCGAAGUUCGGGAGUUUUGGACCUCGUCGUAAAUCGGCCAACGUAUUACACACCGGAUCCAGGAGACACGAUUUUCCGCGGUUCCAGCGGAUACGAUUCCGGUAAUUCCAGCCUUUUGGAAUCGAGUCCUCUGCCGGCACCUCCUCCUCCUCAACAAGGACCCGUUCCCGGUCGUCACGUUUACCCCCAAAAUCAGGCACUCUGCAACGCGAGAAAUCCACAACGCCCCAGAACCACCGGAUCGAGAGAAGUCCAGUGGGCGGACAUAGACGGCAAAGGCGAGAGGACUUGCUGUCCUCUAGCUUCUUCCACGGACAGCUGCAGCUCUUCGGGCUCUUGGAGGCACAUGGAUCAGAUGGUGGAGUGGACUCGGAAACCAAACAACACGACGGUUAUCCACGUUAAUCAACGCCCGGGUGACCCUGCGCCUUACCUAGGAAGAGGUUCACACUCGGGGUACCGACCGGGCGAAGAUGAAGACGAAGAACCACUUUACGAUCCGGUUGCGGUAUCCCGAGGUGGUUACGAGUCGCAUUAUUUCGAGGCAGACGGUGACAUCGAGACUGGACGACAGGAUCUGACGGACAACGGAGGGAUUUGCAGCCCCCUUUACGACCCCGUAGCCAACGGAUAUCGAGACCCGAAGGAUGACCUUCGAGAAGGUGGCCGACUGGCGGAGAUGCAAUUUAUUCAAAAGCAAAAAGAAACGGAAACUAAAACAAUUACAACAGUCGAAGUACAUCACGCCAUUUGCCCUCCUCCGCCCCCCUGUAUGCCGCCGCCCGGCUCGUGCAAAUGGCCAGCAAGCCAAUAUUUCGAUUCAAAACCACCGAUGAGCGCCGUUGGAGUCCAAAUGGGAAGUACGAUGUCCAUGGGAAGCACAGGAUCAACCGAGACUGAAUCGAGCCUAGAAUCAUCAUGCGGGAAGGACUCCGUAUCCACUUCUUCCUCCUCGUCGACCUGCGAACCGGCGUCCUCCUCCUCCUCCUACGUUUCCGUUGCGACGAGGAAAAUUCUUGACGAUCAAGAACACUCUAAUGUCAUUCCACCGGCACCUGUUGCACCACCUUUACCAGCCGUGGCUGCUAACAUCGAUCUUAGUUCCGCGAUUGCACAGGAAUUGCAGAGGAGAGCUCAGAAAGCGAGGGCUUCUCAGGAUAAAUCGACAGCGCAAGAAGCACGGAAUCAACGAAUCGCAGAGCCGACGAAAACUUCACCAGCUCACGAGCAGAAGAUCACCCACGACAAGUUGAUGGAGGAAUUCAAACGCGCUUACCAAAGAAUGUUCAACUGCAAAAGAAACGGAGAUCCCAACGCUCCGGCGGAUUCCCCGGUAAUUCCCGCCAACGGGACGGUACCACCCGCCGAGACGCCAGAGCAGGAACGACCGACUCGAGCUUCGAACGGUAUUGUGCAGCGACGUCAGACUUCGGGAGCCCCGACGCCUCCACCGCCUCCGCCGAGGGGUGUAACUGCAGCAAGAACUAAAACAAAUACGGCAAGCGACGAUGCGGUCGAAAUGCAGAGCAUAGAAUCCUUCAAAUUAAAAGAACCGCAGAGUGUUCCCCCGCCGAAACCCCCAUCUACGUACUUUCCUUCGAUCCCACGGGAGGAACCAGCUCCAGGAAGAACCGGAAGUCCGAUUGGUUCGGCGGGAGGAAACGCGAAAAAACCACUACCUGUUCAGGUGCCAACCGUUCCGCUCAUCCCGAACGGGACGAAUGCAGGGGCGUCCGUAAAUAAUGCCGCCGGGAAGGGAAAAAUAGCGAUAAGGAUAGGCGCCUACUCAGGUGAGGCUAAGGCGCCAGCGAAAUUAGAUUUUCUAGGCAAUCAAUCGCCGACGACGACGUCAACGGCACCGACAACAACGACGCCUGCAUCGGCCAGAGGUGGCGAUCAGGCCAGGGAUUCUUCUGUCCCGGUCGCGUCUCGUCUUCAAAACGAGUUAGCGGCAACUUUGCAGAGGUCAAAUUUGAAGAAAAAGACUGACGAGGAUAACAACGUUGCUACAAAUAAAACGGUAACUGGCAACGCGGUGUCUCCGACAAGAGGUAUUCCACAGGCAACUGAAAAUCCAGCAAUUUUGACGCAAAAUAACGUCGAGAAAUUAGCAGCAGUUUUAAGCAACAAGGUAACAAUCAAGAUUAACACAACUGAGAAUAUCUCACGGCAAGAUUAGGAUACAUUCUCUUAAUACCUGCCCUAAAAUGUAUUUUAUUUGUAAAUUUUGCUAUACAUAUUUUAGGCUAUUAUAGGUAUAAUAUGUACAAUAAUUAUACCAAUAAUGAUUAUUAUGUAACGCAUUUACAGUUUUUUAUAUAGAUAUAUAUACGUUUUUGUAUUAUUUAUUGUUAGUUUUAUAAUAUUAUCGACCAAUGGAACAUAUGCGUAGGCAACUACAUCAUUGUCAUUACGACGAUGAUGUUAUUAUUAUUAGUAUAUCAACGUCAUUAUAAUUAUUAUAUUAAUUGUAGUUAUCGUUAUUAUUACUGCAUACUACUAUAUCAACAAUAUAAUUAUCAUUACUAUAAUUAUAGUUAUCAUCACUAUAUUGCGUGUGAACAUUUGGUGCAUCAUACCAUUUAACUAUCAUUAUACACAUUGGAGUAUUGCUAAUGAAGAAUCUGACCGAUCGACUUAAUAGACCGCUUUAGGUGUAAUUGUAUGUAUAAAUCAUUAAUUGGUAACAAAAAAAAAUAUAUAUCUAUAUAUAUACACA